Folsomia candida is the source of this 975-nucleotide messenger RNA. Its product is annotated as protein ALP1-like. The record is from RefSeq and is a predicted model, not a curated record. Lineage: Eukaryota; Metazoa; Arthropoda; Collembola; Entomobryomorpha; Isotomidae. Bases 1 to 975 code for a protein of 324 amino acids. The transcript is spliced from 3 exons.
AUGCCGGCCCCCGAUCGACGUUUGAUUGCCAAAAUCUUCAUUCUCCGGAGACUUCGAAGAAAAUUGAAGCGAAAAGUGCGAGCUUCAAUCCGGCCUAUGUUCUGGAAUCGAGUGGACCAGGGAGACAGCAUUUUAAUGAAAGAAUUGCGUGAAGACCCUCAUUAUCAUCACCGUUACUUCCGGAUGAAUAUGGAAAACUUUGAUGAGAUUUUGAUGCUGAUUACUGGGGAAAUUACAGGAAAAAUGACCCAUAGCCGACCUAUUUCUGUCGAAGAGAAACUUGGGAUAACUUUAAGAUUUCUUGCCACCGGAGCUUCCCAAAUCUCUCUCUCCUUCAGUUAUAGAAUCUCGCCUUCCUCAGUUUCGAAGAUUCUACGAGAAGUUUUGCAAACAAUAGUGAAAAUAUUCGGCCACAUUCAUCUACCACCACCGACAACUGAUCAAUGGAUAACCAAUGAGAUUGGCUUCCGAACUCGGUGGAAUUUUCCAAAUUGCGUUGGUGCUGUAGACGGGAAACACUGCAGAAUUCAAGCACCAAAUUUUUCGGGGUCCACUUACCACAAUUAUAAAGGCUUCUUCUCCAUUGUUCUCAUGGCUGUUGUCGACCAUAAAUACAAAUUUUCUGCUGUGGAUAUUGGAGCCUCGGGUUCGCAGUCAGAUGGAGGCGUAUUUGGACGAUCGGAAAUAGGAAAGAGGCUUGAAAAUGGAAAAUUGGGGCUACCAGAGCCAAAAAUAGUUGGACCUCACCUCCAACCCCAUGUUAUCGUGGCUGAUGACGCUUUUGCUUUAAAGCCUUACAUGAUGAAGCCAUUCCCAGGAAAAUUUCUCACCCUGGAGCGUCGUAUUUACAAUUACCGUCUUUCUCGAGCGAGAAAUGUGUCGGAGAAUGCAUUCGGGAUGUUAGCUGCUAGAUGGAGGAUAUUUCACACGCCAAUAGUUGCAUCACUUGACUUAACCAGGCUCUAUCCUGGUUAA